AUGCUUGGCGGCAACGCGACGGUGGUCAGGGAGUUCGUCCUCCUGGGCCUGGCCGGGCCCCAGGGGCAGCAGCGCCGGCUGUCUGCGCUCUUCCUCUGCAUGUACCUGCUCACCGUGGCGGGCAACACGCUCAUCAUGCUGGCCAUCGGGGUGGACGCGCGCCUGCACUCGCCCAUGUACUUUUUCCUCAGCAACCUGGCCAUGGUGGACGUCUGCUUCAGCUCCACCACCGUCCCGCAGAUGGCGGCCCUGGCGCUGUCUCACACUCGCACCAUCCCCUUUGCCCGCUGCCUGGCGCAGCUCUUCUUCUUCAUCACCUUCGUGAACAUGGACAGCCUGCUGCUGGGCGUGAUGGCCUACGACAGGUACGUGGCCAUCUGCCAGCCCCUGCGCUACGCGGCCCUGAUGCGCCCGCAGCUGUGCGCGGGGCUGGUGGCCGGGCUCUGGGUGCUCGCCGGGCUGCACGCGCUGCUGCACACGGCGCUCAUGGCCCGCCUGUCCUUCUGCGCCUCCAAUGUCGUCCACCACUUCUUCUGCGACCUGCACCCGCUGCUGCAGCUGUCCUGCUCCGAUGUCUCCACCAACGUGCUGGUCAUCUUCACUGUGGGCGGCCUGCUGGCCCUCACGCCCUUCGUGCUCAUCCUGGUGUCCUACGGCGCCAUCGCGGCCGCCGUCCUGAGGCUUGCGUCCGCGCAGGGCCGCGGGAAGGCCUUCUCCACCUGCGGCGCGCACCUGGCCGUGGUGGCGCUGUUCUACGGCACGGCCAUCGCCGUCUACUUCGGCCCGUCCUCCUCCCACAGCCCCCAGAGGGACACCCUGUCGGCUGUCAUGUACACCGUGGUGACCCCCAUGCUGAACCCCUUCAUCUACAGCCUCCGCAACAGGGACAUGAAGGGGGCGCUGCGUGGGCUGCUGUGCGGGGCCCGGGCGGUGGGCGGCCCCCGCCCCCAGGAGCGCUGA
This is a messenger RNA of Talpa occidentalis (Iberian mole), 960 nucleotides long. RefSeq names its product olfactory receptor 1C1-like. Gene Ontology annotation, biological process: G protein-coupled receptor signaling pathway. Gene Ontology annotation, cellular component: membrane. Bases 1 to 960 code for a protein of 319 amino acids. The transcript has a single exon. The record is from RefSeq and is a predicted model, not a curated record. NCBI's taxonomy places the organism in Eukaryota, Metazoa, Chordata, Mammalia, Eulipotyphla, Talpidae. Gene Ontology annotation, molecular function: olfactory receptor activity; G protein-coupled receptor activity.